CUCUCUCUCACUCUUCUCCCUAUCUCACUCUUCUCCCUAUCUCUCUCUCACUCUUCUCCCUCUCUCUCACUCUUCUCCCUCUCUCACUCUUCUCCCUCUCUAUCUCACUCUUCUCCCUAUCUCUCUCACUCUUCUCUCUCUCUCACUCUUCUCCCUCUCUCUCACUCUUCUCCCUCUCUCUCUCACUCUUCUCCCUCUCACCAUCCUGUCCUCCUUCAUCCAUUUGUCCAAACUGAACAAGUCUGAAUGUCUGAACGUUCAGCUGAAGCUGUAAGUCAGGUUCUGUGAAAGUCCCUUUGGUUCUAUUUAUAUGUCCAGUUUCCUGUUUAAACCUGCCAUAUUUGUUUAUUUUGUCUUGUCCUUCCUGAUCAGGUGACAUCACUACAGUGUGGGAUGUUAUAGAGGUUUGAUGUGAUCCCUGAGCUUCCAUUCAGCCCAGAGCCCCUCACAGGUCAUCACCUCAGCACUAGCAUCACCAUGGUAACCGUGUCAGUCCUGUUCCUCCUGCUCUCAGCUUUAUUUCCUCUUUCCUGCAGUCAGUUCAUUGAGAAAUGGUCUAAUGGAGAUUGUGUAACAUUCAAAAACAUGACACAGAAUUGUCUGUCACCAGGCUUCUGUGCUGCUAUGAAGGCUAAUGGUGAAUGGGAGCUUAUUAUUUGCACAAACACAAGAAAUUUCAUGUGCUAUAAAAAAGAUUCCUCACAGUGUAUUAAUUAUCAUCUGAUCCUUGAGACUAAGACCUGGUAUGAAGCUCAGUGUUACUGCAGACAGUGCUACACUGACCUGGUCAGCAUCCAAGAGCUGGAGCAAAAUGAUAAGGUGAAGAGUGUAGGGUCAAAAAGCGUCACACCCUUCUGGAUCGGUCUGCUGUGUAAUGACUCGAAGCAGACUGAUGGAGGAAACUCCACCUGCGUAAGAUUGUCCUCAGUCUCACACUGUGAUAAUGACCCAGCUCUGUGCUACAACACUUCCAUUCAUGUGAGUGAUGUAGCUCUGAGCUGGGAGAAAGCUCUGGAUUACUGUCAGGAACAGAACAGAACUGGAUUGUUACAGAUUGAGUCUAAAGAUGACCAGGUUGAGGUGGAGAAGGAACUCAAAAGGAGGUGUGUCUCAGAGCCUGUGUGGGUGGGGCUUAGACAGAGCCAACUCUUCGGGUUCUGGAUUUGGCCCAACGGGAACGCUGUGUUUCCGUACAACAACUGGGAUGAAGGGAAACAGCCUGAACAUCAGGUCUCUCAGCACUGCGGCGCCGUCGUUCCACAGAAACACUACAAAUGGACUGACAUGAACUGUGAGGCUCAGUACAUAGCUCUGUGUCACAUCAGAUGUUCUACAGAAACACUACAAAUGGACUGACAUGAACUGUGAGGCUCAGUACAUAGCUCUGUGUCACAUCAGAUGUUCUACAGAAACCACAGAUCAUUCUCUGGGUCCUCAGGGGCCAAAGUAGUCUGUAGUCUAAAGGUGUUUUAGUUUGAAUUCUUUCUGAAGUAGGUUCUAUAGAUAUAUUUACCCCCAAGAGACCACCAUCUCUCUCUCUCUCUUUAUGUAGAUGUGAAUGUUUAAUUAAUACU
Tachysurus vachellii is the source of this 1574-nucleotide messenger RNA. RefSeq names its product L-selectin-like. The coding region runs from base 478 to 1356 and encodes 292 amino acids. The record is from RefSeq and is a predicted model, not a curated record. The transcript is spliced from 5 exons. Lineage: Eukaryota; Metazoa; Chordata; Actinopteri; Siluriformes; Bagridae.